This is a messenger RNA of Glycine soja, 1725 nucleotides long. Its product is annotated as protein FAF-like, chloroplastic. Bases 147 to 1424 code for a protein of 425 amino acids. The transcript has 2 exons. NCBI's taxonomy places the organism in Eukaryota, Viridiplantae, Streptophyta, Magnoliopsida, Fabales, Fabaceae. The record is from RefSeq and is a predicted model, not a curated record.
AACCACAGCCAUUCCUCUAACAUCAUCUGAAUCGUCACAACUCACAACCCUCACUCUUUCCCUCCUCCUUUGCAACUCGCACUCCCACUGUUGCCUCAGCUAAUAACUAAGUGCUUGUGCUCGUGCUUAUCUUUGGAUUACUGAAGAUGUCAACUUGUAUGAGCAAGAAAAUCCAAGGCCAAAGCCUUUCUAUAGAAGAAGAGAACAUGCUGGUGGUGCAGAAGCAGGGAAUCGUGACCAUUUUGGGCUCUAACCACGAUGCUCCGACAACUUCUCUUCGACGCACUUUAUCCGCAGACAUGUCUUCCAAGACAUGGCUUUCUCAAAACGGCUUCUCUCUCAUGAAAAAAACCUCUUCCUCUGAAGAACUCUCUUACUCAUCACUCACAAAAUCCACUAUUUCUGACUCAUCCUCGUCUGAUGAAGAUAACAGCGAAGAAGCGAAACAAGACCAGUUCCAAAUUUGGAACACAAUUCAAAAGGAGCAGCAGCAUGAGGACAACAAACCAGGACAGGUUGAUGUGUGGAGUUCAAUUUUGGUCCAAAAAGCCAACGAGGAAACCUUAAAACUAAGCACAACUCCUUAUGUUCACCCACUUGUGAGAAGGUCAAAGAGUUGUUUGAGUGAAAAAAGUUUAGAGAUUUGCACGGAGAGUCUUGGAUCCGAAACUGGCUCAGAUGGGUUCUCUUCUUACUCACCCUCUGAGACAGAAGAAAAAGAAGAAGAAAAAGAGGAAGAGAGUAUGCAAAUUACACACGAGGAGGAUUUUCAAGUGCCAAAACAAAACUAUGCUGAGAAAAAGUCCUUGCCUCGUUCUUUCCCUCCUCCACUUCCUUCACUCCACAUGCGUUCACACCGUGACAAUGGAAGGUUGUUCCUACAAGCUGUGUCUGUUCCUUCACAGAACAACUUUUGUGCUCAACGAGAAAACGGUCGACUUGUCCUCACUUUUGCUGACGUGGAGGUAGCUGAAGAAGAAGAAGAAGAGUUUGAUGAGGCAGAGGAAUUUGAGAGUGUGAUAGAGGAAGCAAAAACACCCAUGUUAACGUUGUUAUCUAGUGGGUUUGGGUUAGCAUUAAUGAUGAAUAAGCCAAUUGGGUUAUUAGGUACUGAUGCUAACGUUAAGAGUCCAAAAUGGUCAGAGAAGUUCAACGAUGUGGUCAAUUUUAAGGAUGUUGAUACGGUACAACAUAGUCAUCCACUGCCACCGAGGCCAAGGCAGCAUGGUAGUAUUCAUAAAAAGGCUUUCAAUGCUUAUGAAUACUAUUGGAGGACCAAGCCUACGACAAAAGUUGCUCCUGCUUCUAACACGUUUACCUUUCAACACAACAACAAUUACUCUUCCUUGGAGAACAAUUUGAAGAGUUGCAAGGAUUCUAGGAGGUCUUUUCUGAUCUGGGAACCGUAUUGCAUUGCCACCUGAUCCGAGUCUCAAAUUUGGUCACAUUGCUAAUUAAAAACUUUUUACUUAACUCAAAUGCUUCUAUCACUGUGGCAUUUUCUCCCUACCCAGUUCCACUCAUUCAGGGAGCUGUAGUCGAACUCAAAUAAUAAAAAAAUGGAGAGGGUGAAAAGGGAUAGUGAGAGAGAAUACUUUAUUUGUAAUUGCAAUAGUAAGAUUAGAAAAUGAGACAAAUUACUUGGACAGUGUCAUAUAUAUUAUAUUUAAAUCUGUUUAUGCUAUUAAAAAUUGCAUAAUCAAAGUUUUUCUUUCCCCUGGUUGA